Molecule: messenger RNA, 1080 nt
Organism: Sorex fumeus (smoky shrew)
Lineage: Eukaryota; Metazoa; Chordata; Mammalia; Eulipotyphla; Soricidae
Gene: REXO2
Product: RNA exonuclease 2
Exons: 7
Coding region: 55-768 (237 amino acids)
Cellular component (GO): mitochondrion
Molecular function (GO): nucleic acid binding; 3'-5'-RNA exonuclease activity
Source: RefSeq, a predicted model, not a curated record
CGCCUGCGCCGGCGCCGGCGGCGGAGCUCGGGGCCGUGGCGGCGCGUGCCGGGGAUGCUAGGCGGCUCCCUCGGCGCCGGGCUGUUGCGAGGUGUGGGUGGGCGCCGCGGGCAGGUCGGGGCGCGCGGGUUCCGCGCGGGGGGCGCAGCCAUGGCGGCAGGGGAGAGCAUGGCCCAGCGGAUGGUCUGGGUGGACCUGGAGAUGACAGGAUUGGACAUUGAGAAGGACCAGAUUAUUGAGAUGGCCUGCUUGAUCACAGAUUCUGAUCUCAACAUCCUGGCCGAGGGCCCUAACCUGAUUAUUAAACAGCCAGAUGAGUUACUGGACAGCAUGUCAGAUUGGUGUAAGGAGCAUCAUGGGAAGUCUGGUCUAACCAAGGCAGUGAAGGAGAGCACAAUGACACUGCAGCAGGCAGAGUAUGAAUUUCUGUCCUUUGUCCGACAGCAGACUCCUCCGGGGCUCUGUCCACUUGCAGGAAAUUCAGUUCAUGCAGAUAAGAAGUUUCUUGACAAAUACAUGCCCCAGUUCAUGAAACAUCUUCAUUAUAGAAUAAUUGAUGUGAGCACUGUUAAAGAACUGUGCAGACGCUGGUAUCCAGAAGAAUAUGAAUUUGCACCAAAGAAGGCUGCUUCUCACAGGGCGCUCGAUGACAUUAGUGAAAGCAUCAAAGAGCUUCAGUUUUACCGAAAUAACAUCUUCAAGAAAAAAACAGACGAGAAGAAGAGGAAAAUCAUAGAGAAUGGGGAAAAUGAGAAGACAGUGAGUUGAUGCCAGUUCUCACGCCGAGGCCGCAGAGUUCUCUGGGAGCGACUUCCGGUGGUAUUGGUUUUCCCUCUUUCGUUCACGCUGAUUGCUUGGCUGACCGCCUCUCAGUUAACUCGAGUCUCUAGGUUACUCGAGCAGACGGCACCUGAAAUAGUAUUUUUCUCCUAACAUGCUGUUCUCGUUUCUGACACAGCGCUCCUUUGUAAGUACCAGGCCACGUUCACCCCUUGGUACAUAACCUGCAUUUGCUUUUAGACUUUCUUUUGUUUAAAAAAAAAAUUAUUAAUAAUAAAGCUAGUUCUAUUGAAAUGCAAA